Molecule: messenger RNA, 1703 nt
Organism: Dryobates pubescens (Downy woodpecker)
Lineage: Eukaryota; Metazoa; Chordata; Aves; Piciformes; Picidae
Gene: TMOD1
Product: tropomodulin 1
Exons: 10
Coding region: 333-1412 (359 amino acids)
Biological process (GO): myofibril assembly; muscle contraction; pointed-end actin filament capping
Cellular component (GO): striated muscle thin filament; myofibril
Molecular function (GO): tropomyosin binding
Source: RefSeq, a predicted model, not a curated record
GAAGGAAACUCACCCUGCCACCCUCCGCAUCCCCCUCGCCGUGACGGGUACCAGCUUGGGGAACUCCGGGCAGGGACAGCCCAAACCCGGGACCCGGGCGCAGCUGUUCCAAGCCGGGAGGAGCCACGGGGCCGUCCCCGCGCUGAGUGACGGCCAGGCUGGGAGCGGGACCGGGGCUGGGGCUGGCACCGGACCCUCCGCCCCCCGCAGCGGCGGAGCCGGCGCGGGCAGGACGCGCCGCCCGGGCUUGGCACGGCUCGGCUCGGCACGGCUUGGCUCACGGGUGCGGUCCUGGUUUGGCAUAAGAGUGAGGUUCACCAGACUCCUCCAAGAUGUCUUACAGAAAGGAGCUGGAAAAGUACCGAGACCUGGAUGAAGAGGCCAUCCUUGCAGCUCUGACAGAGGAGGAGCUGGCCAAGUUAGAGAAUGAGCUGGAAGAGCUGGAUCCUGAUAACGCAUUGCUGCCAGCUGGCCUCAGGCAGCGGGAUCAGACCCAAAAGCCACCCACUGGCCCCUUCAAGAGGGAGGAACUCAUGGCCCACCUAGAAAAGCAGGCAAAGGACAUUAAAGACAGAGAAGACCUGGUUCCUUUCACGGGUGAAAAGAGAGGAAAAGUUUGGAUCCCCAAGCAGAAGCCAAUGGAUCCAGUUUUGGAAAGUGUGACUCUGGAGCCGGAGCUGGAGGAAGCCCUUGCUAAUGCCUCUGAUGCAGAGCUCUGUGACAUUGCAGCCAUCCUUGGUAUGCACACCCUGAUGAGCAACCAGCAGUACUAUGAGGCACUGGGGAGCAGCACCAUUGUCAACAAAGAAGGGCUCAACAGUGUGAUUAAACCCACACAGUACAAACCAGUUCCAGAUGAGGAACCAAACUCAACCGAUGUGGAGGAAACCCUGAAACUAAUACAGAGCAAUGAUCCUGACCUCGAGGAAGUCAACCUCAAUAAUAUCAUGAAUAUUCCCAUACCAACCUUGAAAGCUUUUGCAGAAGCACUGAAAAACAACACCUAUGUGAAGAAGUUCAGUAUAGUUGGGACAAGGAGCAAUGACCCUGUGGCUUUUGCACUGGCAGAAAUGCUGAAGGUCAAUAACACACUGAAGAGCCUGAACGUGGAGUCCAACUUCAUUUCAGGGUCGGGGAUCCUGGCUCUGGUCGAAGCUCUCCAGGGCAACACCUCGCUCGUAGAGCUGCGCAUCGACAACCAGAGCCAGCCCUUGGGCAACCAAGUGGAAAUGGAGAUUGCAAACAUGCUGGAGAAGAACACCACCCUGCUGAAGUUUGGGUACCAUUUCACUCAGCAAGGGCCCCGGCUCCGUGCCUCCAAUGCCAUGAUGAAUAACAAUGACCUAGUGAGGAAGAGGAGACUUGCAGAGCUGAACGGGCCUAUCUUCCCCAAGUGCAGAACUGGAGUGUAGCUGCUGGGCCGUGGCGAGGGGUGGGGCAAGUCGUUCCCACUGCUGUGUGCCGCGAUGUGGAAACCCAGAGGCAAUAAGUGCCUUGACAGAGUAUUUGUGGUGCCUCCGUCCUGUUUGAUGCACUAAGGGUUGUUUCAAUUAACUAGUGGCUGUAGCUGAGGAUUUUUUAUCCAGUAGAACUUGUAGAGUUGGAAACUGUUCAAGCCAGUAACUACCUGCCAAUUUUAAAGAGUACAUCCCAGUGUUAAAAGUUGACUCUUAGGAACCUGGGACCUGAUUUAUUAUGAUUAU